Mirounga angustirostris (Northern elephant seal) is the source of this 5954-nucleotide messenger RNA. RefSeq names its product kazrin, periplakin interacting protein (gene KAZN). NCBI's taxonomy places the organism in Eukaryota, Metazoa, Chordata, Mammalia, Carnivora, Phocidae. The record is from RefSeq and is a predicted model, not a curated record. The transcript is spliced from 18 exons. Bases 636 to 3281 code for a protein of 881 amino acids. Gene Ontology annotation, molecular function: protein binding.
CCUCGCCCCAGAGCUGCAGAGUGCCCGCGCUGCGCCCGCCCGCCGCUCUCCCCGCCUGCAUCCGGCCGCCCAGGGGCGCGCAGACGCUGCCGGCUGCUCUCGGGCUCCAGGAGGGCGGACCGCAGGGCCUCGGUCACGGGAGCUGAGGGCCUGGGAGGCCAGUUCUCCGGGGCGCCCGGGGCAGCCUCGCCGCCGGCCCUCCUCACUGGAAGGAGACGCUGCGGAGCGUUGGCGGGGACCUGCUGGGGCCUGAGCUCUCCAGCCAGCCAGCCCCGGAGGGGCAGCAUCACGGCGGACUCUGCCCCUUCCAGGUGACUCCCAGGAAGGCAGAGGGGGACUGCAUCCCUGUCGUCAUCCCUCCCAAUCGAGAGGAAAGGCUCCUCUUGGGCAAAACUUCGAUUUCCCUGUGCGUCUAACUCGGAGUGUGCAAGAUCUGCCAAAGCAUAGAGGGUUUCAUUUUUCACUUGCUGGUGUUUGAGGAAAACUGCAAGGAGUGAGUGGUAGGAGGAGGAAGCUUAUAAACUUCGGGAGUGGGGACCUCUUCUUGGAAGUGACAAGUAGCCUCAGACCUACGGUUCCUGGGCCAGUGACUUUGUCCUUUGCUUGGACACUCUGAAGGGUCUGGACGCUGCCACAUGACCCACACCAAAGACCCCAGGAGAGCCAUGGAAUCCACGCUGGCGCCAUCCAGUUCUGCCAUGGGCCCGGUCACCUUCUCCCACGUCUUUGGUCAGCAGUGCCAGCUCAUGGAAGCAGCUGUGCAGUCACUCCACACCCUAAAUGACCAGAUAUCCCAUUUUAUUGUCACCAAGUCGAAGGCACUGGAAGAAGACAAAGACCCCUUUCUACCCACUGAGAAAGAGACUCUGAAGAGUUCCAUGAUACUGAUGAGGCACCUCUUAAUGGAUGCUCAGGCCAAAAUCCUGAGCAUGAUGGAAGACAAUAAGCAGCUCGCGCUCCGCAUCGAUGGGGCGGUCCAGUCGGCCAGCCAGGAGGUGACCAACCUGCGAGCCGAACUCACGGCCACCAACCGGAGACUGGCGGAACUGAGCGGCGGCGGCGGCCCGGGCCCGGGCCCGGGAGCAGCGGCCAGCGCCUCGGCGGCGGCGGCGGACUCGGCGGCGGCGAACAUGGAGAACCACCAGCACGGCGCGCAAGUGCUCCUGCGGGAAGAAGUGUCUCGACUCCAGGAGGAAGUCCACCUUCUCCGCCAGAUGAAGGAGAUGUUGACGAAGGACCUGGAGGAGUCCCAGGGCGGCAAGUCAUCCGAGGUCCUCUCAGCCACCGAGCUCAGGGUCCAGCUGGCCCAGAAGGAGCAGGAGUUAGCCAGAGCCAAAGAAGCCUUGCAGGCCAUGAAAGCCGACCGGAAGCGCCUGAAGGGCGAGAAGACCGACCUGGUGAGCCAGAUGCAGCAGCUGUAUGCCACGCUGGAGAGCCGCGAGGAGCAACUGCGCGACUUCAUCCGCAACUACGAGCAACACCGCAAGGAGAGCGAGGAUGCCGUCAAAGCCCUGGCUAAGGAGAAGGACCUGCUGGAGCGCGAGAAGUGGGAGCUGCGGCGCCAAGCCAAGGAGGCCACGGACCAUGCCACGGCGCUGCGCUCCCAGCUGGACCUCAAGGACAACCGGAUGAAGGAGCUGGAGGCCGAGCUGGCCAUGGCCAAGCAGUCCUUAGCUACGCUGACCAAGGACGUCCCCAAGCGGCAUUCACUUGCCAUGCCGGGGGAGACGGUGCUCAACGGCAACCAGGAGUGGGUGGUGCAGGCCGACCUCCCGCUGACCGCGGCCAUCCGGCAGAGCCAGCAGACUCUGUACCACUCACACACACCCCACCCUGCAGACCGGCAAGCGGUCAGGGUGAGCCCCUGCCACUCCCGGCAGCCCUCUGUCAUCUCCGACGCAUCUGCCGCCGAAGGAGACCGGUCGUCCACGCCCAGCGACAUCAACUCCCCUCGACACCGGACACACUCCCUCUGCAACGGCGACAGUCCCGGCCCAGUACAGAAGAACCUGCACAACCCCAUUGUACAGUCACUAGAGGAUCUUGAAGACCAAAAACGGAAAAAGAAGAAAGAGAAGAUGGGAUUCGGCUCCAUCUCGCGCGUCUUCGCCAGAGGGAAGCAGCGGAAGUCCCUCGACCCCGGCCUCUUUGAUGAUUCCGACAGCCAGUGCAGCCCCACGCGGCAGAGCCUCAGCCUGUCGGAGGGCGAGGAGCAGAUGGACCGGCUGCAGCAGGUGGAGCUGGUCAGGACCACCCCCAUGUCCCACUGGAAGGCCGGCACUGUCCAGGCCUGGCUGGAAGUGGUCAUGGCCAUGCCCAUGUACGUCAAGGCCUGUGCGGAGAACGUGAAGAGCGGGAAGGUGCUGCUGAGCCUGAGUGACGAGGACCUGGAGCUGGGUCUGGGCGUGUGCAGCUCUUUGCACCGACGCAAACUCCGGCUGGCCAUCGAGGACUACCGCGACGCCGAGGCGGGCAGGAGCCUGUCCAAAGCCGCUGACCUGGACCAUCACUGGGUGGCCAAGGCCUGGCUGAAUGACAUCGGGCUGUCCCAGUACUCUCAGGCCUUCCAAAACCACCUGGUUGACGGGCGAAUGCUGCACUCCCUGAUGAAGCGGGACCUGGAGAAGCACCUCAAUGUGUCCAAGAAGUUCCACCAGGUCAGCAUCCUGCUGGGGAUUGAGCUGCUGUACCAAGUGAACUUCAGCAGGGAGGCCCUCCAGGAGCGCCGCGCCCGCUGCGAGACACAGAACAUAGAUCCCGUGGUCUGGACCAACCAGCGGGUGCUCAAGUGGGUGCGGGACAUUGACCUGAAGGAGUAUGCGGACAACCUGACCAACAGCGGCAUCCAUGGUGCCGUGUUGGUUCUGGAACCCACGUUCAACGCCGAAGCCAUGGCUACUGCCCUGGGCAUCCCCAGCGGGAAGCACAUUCUCCGGAGACACCUGGCAGAGGAGAUGAGCGCCAUCUUCCACCCAGCCAACUCCUCAGGCAUCCGGGAGGCCGAGCGUUUCGGAACACCCCCAGGGAGGGCCUCCAGCAUCACCCGGGCGGGGAAGGAGGAGAACAGCGGGGGUAUCAAGUACAAGGCUGGCCGGCUGCCCCUGGGGAAGAUAGGAAGGGGCUUCAGCAGCAAAGACCCCGAUUUUCAUGACGACUAUGGCUCUCUUCAAAAUGAAGACUGUGGAGACGAUGAUCCCCACGGCAGGCUGGAGCAGUGCCGUCCGGAAGGCUACAAUGGCCUCGAGGUCACCAACGUGUGUGCACAUCAGUGCCCUCAUUGAGGUGAAUCUUGCAGAGAAAGUCAUCAAGGUGGUGGAGAGAACCCCCAGCCCUUUUCCUGACUCUGCCACUGUUCUGCUAUGUGGCUUCUUCCCAGUGGCCCCACCUCUCUGUGCCUCAACGUCUUCAUCUACAAUACUCCAGGUUCCCUCCCAAGGAUGCUAUGAGAAUUAACACUUGCUAAUGUCUAUAACACACUUUGUAACCUCUCAGGAGACAGGUGGGAAGGUAUGGGGACAGAAGAAAGCACCCGAUUUCCCAUUUAUGACACAGAACUGACAUUGAACUAGUCCCUCUGCAACUGUGUUCUGGUUGGGGCCACGUGCAAAAGGAGGACAAGGAAUGUCUAAUGUUCAGACUCUCUAGAGCCCCCAAUAAGGCUUGACCAAAGAGAGAGAGAGAAAAGUCCACGUACACCACCCUGGAAAAUCGUUCCAAUUGAUGUGUUCAGGAUUGAGUCUGUUGACCUCGGUGCUGAGUGAUGAUUUGGGAGGGAUGAAAUGCAUUGGGGUUCUACGGACACUUGGGUUAUCAGAGAGAAUCUUUUGUCGGGACCACAACAUUGAAGCCAUUCGCCCAAGAGUCAGUGAGAGGUCUGAAUUCCCAAGACUUGAACAGGUAGGUGUCAGCCUCUGAGAAUCAUCAAAGCACAUGUUCUUCAACCCAAUGAACCGUUUCCCCUCAUAGGAAAAGCCUAAACCGAGGCCUGAUGAACUUGAGAAUGAUUCCUCCCCAACGCCGAAGACCAUGGAUUUCUCUCUGACCUUAGGAUAAGCACAGCUUUUCUUGCCCCUGGAGACCAAACGCCUAGACGGUGGACAAGUGGAUGGCUCCCCUUUCAUUUGACUAUUUAGCCUCCUAGGGUCACAUCUCCAAUUCCAGGGCCUGAGGGAGAAGCUCUGGUAUCUAACAUGACUUUGCUGAGGUUCCAAACUCCAGGAUCUUAAUGACAUGCAGCCACACAUGGGGCCUGAAGAUGCAGAGCCCACAGCCUGGAGGGGGGCUCCCCUCUAACCUGAUGCCACAGGUCCCUCCCAAGCCAGCAUCCAGGCUGGGUGACCCAGGACCCCAGGAUCUGCCUCUUGGAAGCAGCAAACCAGGCGGGAAAUUAUUCCCACAGGGUGAGGGAGGAUGGCACGAGGGGGCCCACAUGCAGCUCUGACUAUUUAAAGCCAACAUUUGUCAGAAAUGAAGCUGGCACUCCCCCCCCAUUCAUUCCCAUUGGGGAUAAGAUGGGCAAGUGGACAAUUUGGGGGGUUACUGGUAGGGAUGACAUUGCCCCCCAGAUUUGCAGCGCUAGGCCAGCAGGCCUGGGGCAACAUGGACAACUUCGAAAGCACCUUUCAGUCCAAAUGGUACCCUAAGGCACAUUCUCUCCCGCCCGAUGCUCCCACCCUUGGCAGCCAGCUGAGUGUUUGGAACUGGCUUUUCAACACGAGGACAGGUUGGUUGAUAAAUUAACAACCUCCACACAGAGUCAGAUCAGGUGAGCUUUGUCUGCUGAAAAAAAAUCCCAGACGUCAGCCCUGCUUCAAGGGUGGGCAAGAAGAGCAGGGGUGCAGAGGGACUUAGCAGAGAGAUUCUGGUAGUGAACUGACUAAGGCUGACGGAGCGGCCACCUACAGAACAGUGACCUGCCAUGUCCUGUCCAAAGGGCCCGAGUUGUGGUCUUGGGCCUUAAAGGGUGAUAGGGCUUCCAGACCUGGGAAAGCAUGAACGUGCUUCUUGGAGAGGUGUCCUCUGCGCCCGUGGGUGCUAGCCCCUUAAGAAGAGGUAGUUGGUGCCAGAGGUUGGGGAGAACCCCAGUAGGCAGAGACACCCCGUAUUUCUCCGAGAAGCUGGGGGCCAGAGCCCUCAGAAGGCACCUGCCCAGCAGACUCUCAGCUUCCUGACCCCAGACCCCUCUGAAAGGCCCCUUUGUCAUUAGCUGCGCAAAGCUUCUCUCCUAGAAAUCUGUCUGUCUGUCACCAGGGCCCAGGCUCUAGGAGGCAGGAAGAAGCCACAUGAAAACCUGGAGCAGAUGCGGGAGAAGGGAAGGGGCCUCCGCACAGCCCAGCCGGCACGGGAGGGGGGGGGGCGGGGGGUGCUCAGAACAGUGACCUCACAUCUUGAGGCAUCGAGCAGGGCUGCAUGCGACAGAACGGGAAGAUCUGGCAGGACGAGACUUCGGUGUCCGCUGCGGGGGCACCUGGAGCCCUCUAUUUCUCCAAGCCUAGCCCGCCCCGCUUCCCGUCGAAACCUGUCCGUGCGGGCACCACCUCCUCCAGGCUCUGGCGGGCUCCCGGCAGUGGCCCGGCAAGGAACAGAAAGCCUGGGGACACAGCAACUUCCGAAGCCAGCAUUAUUACAGACGGCUGGCUGGCGAGAAGAGUUUCCCAACACAGAGGCAGCUGUGGUUACAAAGGGAACAAGGUUAUCCAUGAGCAGAGGUGAUGUCCCUGGCCUUUCAGUUGCUUGUCACAGCCCCGUGUCUUCCCAGGGGUAAAUUUUAACACUGUAACAAUAAAUACUACUGCACAGCGCUCGACUGAUCAGCCUGUUCCUCUCAUUUAAUCUUGCCAACAGCCGCUUUGAGAGAGAUUACCGACCCAUUUCCUAGAUGGGGAAACUGAGGUUGGGGAGGCGGAGGAGCUUACUCGGCUCCAUAAAGCUAAGAAUUCCCAAGGCAGGGACUC